Trichobilharzia regenti is the source of this 2005-nucleotide messenger RNA. NCBI's taxonomy places the organism in Eukaryota, Metazoa, Platyhelminthes, Trematoda, Strigeidida, Schistosomatidae. The record is from the annotation of a GenBank genome assembly.
UGUGUAGUGUGAAACAAUGUGUGCAUAUCACAUUUGAUGUGUUUCCCUCUCUCUGUAUGUCUAUGUGCGAAGGUGCAGUUUUCCUGAAAAGACCUCAUCACCAUCAUUCCCACAUAUUGAUUUAAUUUGCUGGCGGGAUAUAUAUCUACUGCUACUGCUCCUUUGGUUUUUCAGCCUUUCCCGUUUUCCGGGUCUCUUUCCCUACACCUUUUGUCCAUCCUGUUUUUUCGUGUGAACAUCACAAUAAAGCUUUUCUAAAAAAUAAUGGAAACGCGUAUAAAUUAAUUGUAUACGUGCGUGCUUGGGUGUGUGUGUGUGUUCGUCAGCACACACAACACGUAGAGAUAAAUAUCGAUCCGAACAUCCAGGAAGAACCAAAGAAAAGUAAAUAAAUCGAACGAAAAGUAAAAGGUCACUAAAAACCAAGCCGAAAAAGAAUAGGCCAACCAACCCAGUUGAUUUAGAAAGUAUAUAUAUAUACUAACUACACUGAUCAACACUUGUUCAUUGCACACAUUAAUUUGGAAUUACGUAAUCUCACUUUAAACGCCUGUUCACCAAUAAAGGAGGCGAACGAAUCAUGGAAAAUGGGGAAGAUGAGGAAGAGGAUGAUUUGUCUGAAGGUUCUCUGAGUCAAUCACACCAACCACACCAAACGAUACAACUGAGAAAUAAGCCAACAACGCUAGGAGGAAAUCAGCGACCGGGUAGUCGAGCGCCAACCAUGACAAUUGAUGUUGUACGUGUCGGGAGACCAUUAAAAAUUUUAGCCUUUUUAUUAUCCGUAUUCAGUUUGCUGUUAUUUAUUGUUGGUUCUGUGAGCACUUCAUGGAUAUAUAUUGAUUACAAAUCGAUUGGUCUGUAUCAGCAAUGUGAUGUUCCUUCAGUGAUGGAAGCUCCAGAAAGCAAUAAACAAACUGGCAUAGUAUCAGUGAGCGCAACUGAUGAUAUUCAGAGAAUUUGUCAGUAUCGUGAUUUUUUAAAUAUUGAAAUUAUAGGUUGUAUCCUGCUUGAUUUAACCGCGUUGCUGUUCAAUCUCCUUGGAUGUUCUUUAUUGCUAAGUGGUAUAUUCUCGCUGAAUCUAAAACAUAAACGUAUCUUUUAUCAUACAUCAGUUAUUUUGAAUACAAUUGUGUGUAUUACAAUGCUACUGGGAGUCAUUCUGUUGGCGAUUACAAGUGCUGAGGACAACAAUCGUGAUGACAGAAAGAUGAUGUCUGAUGGGAGAAGUAGUACUAGUACUAAUACUAACCAAUCAAUAAUCACUGUCGGUUGGUCUCUAAUUAUUGUCUGCUGUGGUAUCGUUAUUCUUGGUAUUGCCGUCUGUUUAGUUCUGUACGACAGAGGUGGUGAAGAGAUUGAAUAUCGCGAGACAAUACAUAGGUCAUCAAAUUAUAUUGAAGAAGAUGCUUAGAAAAAUCAAAAACACAUGAUAAACAAAUAAGCAAACACAUACAAUUACACACAACAGAUACAUUAUAACGCAAUGGGGAUGAGACAGAAUGACUGUUUGUUUGUCUGCAUGUGUCUACGAUUCUAAUCAGCAGAAAAGAAGAACGGGAAAAUGCUAAUACUGCAAUUUCAAAUGUGCAAUAUACAUCUACCAAUCAGAUUUUAGCAAUUACAUACAUAAAUGAUGGCAAGCUAGACAGACAGACUGUAUUGCAUUUUACAACCAAUCACAAAAUAGCUUUCUGUUUAAAAUCGAUUGACUGAUUGAUUGGUGGUGGUAUAUUAGAAAUAUUCAUGUUUUCGCCUCCUUCCUGUUUUUUUUGUUGCCCUCGAAAUACAAUGCAGGUACCCUUCUAGAAGACAAUUACACACACGCCAAAUUUGAUUUAUAAAUCAAUAUUAUUACUAUUAUCCUUAUUAUUGUUAUUGAAGAAAUAAUAUGCAUAUUCGGAAUUUUUUACUUUUCUGUACACUCAAGUUGCGAAUAAUUUGACAAGAUUUACAGAAACUAAAAAAUGUUGACGGAUACGCAAGGCACGCUAUUUAUCAAGUC